This is a messenger RNA of Pantherophis guttatus, 2620 nucleotides long. Its product is annotated as ETS translocation variant 3. NCBI's taxonomy places the organism in Eukaryota, Metazoa, Chordata, Lepidosauria, Squamata, Colubridae. Gene Ontology annotation, molecular function: DNA-binding transcription factor activity, RNA polymerase II-specific; sequence-specific DNA binding. Gene Ontology annotation, biological process: cell differentiation; regulation of transcription by RNA polymerase II. The record is from RefSeq and is a predicted model, not a curated record. Gene Ontology annotation, cellular component: nucleus.
CCGGAAGUGGCGCGCGGUGAGUCAGGGCGUGUGGGCGGGCGGCCCGUCGACGAGGCGUUUCCGUUUCCGGUGGCUGGCGCUGGAGGUGGGCGAGGAGCGGCGGCGGCGGAGCGACGGGAGGCAGCAGCAGAAGCGGCAGGCCGCACCCACCCGCCGACGGAGCCCCAGCCGGCCGGCCGGCGGCCAGCAGGAGCCAGAGACAUGAAGGCAGGCUGUCCCAUUGUGGAGAAGCCAGAAGGAGGAGGAGGCUAUCAUUUCCCUGACUGGGCGUACAAGACCGAAUCCAGCCCAGGCUCCCGCCAGAUCCAGCUCUGGCACUUCAUCCUAGAGCUGUUGCAGAAGGAGGAGUUCCGGCAUGUGAUCGCCUGGCAGCAGGGUGAAUACGGGGAGUUUGUCAUCAAGGACCCAGACGAGGUGGCCCGGUUGUGGGGCCGGAGGAAAUGCAAGCCCCAGAUGAACUACGACAAGCUGAGCCGGGCUCUCAGGUACUACUACAACAAGCGGAUUCUGCACAAGACGAAAGGCAAGAGGUUCACCUACAAGUUCAACUUCAACAAACUCGUGAUGCCCAGUUACCCCUUCCUUAACAUCCGCCCCACUGGCGCCGUGCCACAGAGCGCCCCUCCGGUGCCCACGGCUUCGUCCCGCUUCCACUUCUCCCUGGAGGGCCAGUCACCCAGCGAGGACUCCCAGCCGGGCUGCUUCUCGGGCAGAGCCCUGGGGCCGCCGGGCCAGGAGGCGCUCAGCAAUGGCAGCGCAGAUGAGAAAGCGUCUCCGGCGCUGGAGCUGGAUGGGGUGUCACCGGAUUGGCACCGCAGGGUCGACCUCUUGGCCUCCCGCAACACAGCAGCGGCACCAGGCACCGUCACCCACCCGAAGCGCAAGUCGGACCUGGUGUUGCCCAUCUUCGGCCGGGCCGGCCUCUACCCAGACGCCCACAGCCCCUUCGCCGGGUCACCCCUCCCUCCCCGUGGGGGGGUGCUCAACGUGCCCCUCUCCCCCGCCCUGUCGCUGACCCCCACCCUCUUCUCCUACAGCCCCUCCUCGGCCAUGAGCCCUUUUGCGCCCGGUGGCAGCAGCUGCUUCUCCUUCAGCCCCGAGGAGAUGAAGCACUACUUGCACUCCCAGGCCUGCUCCGUUUUCAACUACCACCUCAGCCCUCGGACCUUCCCGCGCUACCCGGGCCUGAUCAUCCCACCCCUGACCUGCCACCCGCCCCACGAGGAGCAGCCCCCCUUCCCCAUCAAGCUGCAGCCCCCGCCUGCCGGGCGCAAACACCGGGAGCGCCACGAGAGCGAGGGAGGCAGCGGGCCACCUCCGUCGCCCCCCCAGAUCAAGCUGGAGAGGCCUUUGGAUGAGGAGCCCGGCGGCACUGACUCCCCAGAGAGGGUCCUGGUGGGGCAGAAGGAGAGCGAGGGCUCGGCCCCCCCACCCCGACGCCCGGAGCUGCUGCAGGAGAAGAGGCUCUUCCUGCACCCGGCCGCCCCGGCGUGGCCUGGCAUUUCCGUGGUGCCCAGCCUGGCCAAGAAGCUCAAGCAGGAGGAAGGGGCUGCUGAGAAGCCCCCCCCGCAGGAGCCCGGGUGGGAGCUGGGGGCCCUGGAGAAGAGGGAGGACGCCGCCAUGCCACCCAAACUGCGCCUGAAGCGUCGCUGGAACGGGGACCGGCUGGCGGAAGCCCCCGAGGAGACCCCCAGCAGGAAGCCCUCCUGGGCCGGCAGCCUGGACACGCCCCACAUCCUGCUGGCCCCCAAGGCUGCGGUGGAUACUUAGGACAGGGAGGGAGACAUGGGGCGGCUCCAAGGUGUAAUGUAGCAAGGUUUUCCUGGCUGGGGGGGCAGGAGGAGGGCGAGGAGGGCUUCACUAAACUUGCGGGGUGGGGGGUGGGGUUGCUUUGUGUGUGUGUAUGCGUGUGCACGCGUGUGCAUUGCAGGUGAAAUGCAGUUGUUCAUGUCCCGAGGGAGGGGGACUCCUUGGCUUGCAAAGCCCCCUCCUCAGCCAUUUCUGCGUGGCCAAUGCUGCAGCAGCGCCUCCAAUGGACCCGCUCUCGUUUCUUGGGGGGGGCUUGAUAGUCGUGGGGGCUCCUCUGAAUCUCUCUUGUUGCUUUCUGGGUGGUCUCCCUUCCCAGUCAGAGCCAGGCAGUGUCUCACAUUUGUGGAGGAUGGUGUGUUGGGAGGGGGGAUUUGGGGGGGGCUGGAACAUUGCACUGUCUUUCAAUUCUGGAAGUGGACAUUUUGGCAGGCGAGAUGAAGCCGACAGCCCGCAGGAGGGCUCGGGCUGGUGGUGUGCUGGCUUGGCGGCCUGCAGAGCGACUUUCAGAAAUAUUGGGGGCGUAGUGGGGGGGGUUCAUCUUUAAAGUAACCUUUUUUAACUGUAGAAGAAGCCAUGGCAAUUUCUGCUCUUGAACCUUCAGGGAUGAUGUGGAUGGGAAGUCAAACGGAGAACCAGAUGCCUUUAACGCAGCCCCUCCUUUAGCCCUCCCUUCCUUUUCUCAGUUCCGGCCUUUGAGGAGGGGGUCCUAGACGGAGAUUGGUGGGCUCUGAGGGGGAGGCAGCCCAGGGCGGCUCUGCCCUUUUGUGACUGCCUUACUGUGGUCCCUUUGCGGGAGAGGCCCUCGGUGGGG